Messenger RNA from Gryllus bimaculatus (two-spotted cricket), 2652 nucleotides. The record is from the annotation of a GenBank genome assembly. NCBI's taxonomy places the organism in Eukaryota, Metazoa, Arthropoda, Insecta, Orthoptera, Gryllidae.
GUCCGUCCCGUGAUAGUGACGUAAUCUUCCGCUCGAUGGCGCUGGCGGUGACGCUCGCGGGCGUUCAUUGUGCGAAGCGGGCAGGCGCUUCGGCCACCGGCGGGCGGCCUCUGGAGCAGGUGAUUUCCCGCUGUGACAUCCGCGAUGGCCGUGGCAGUGGCUGUGUUGGCGGUGGCGGUGUUGCGGCUGGCGGGGACAGCCUCCGCGGCGGGGGCGGGGCCGGAGGCGGAGGCGGCGAGGGUGGCGGCGGCGCUGAUGGACCCCCAGGCCCCGCUGCCCUGGCACGCUGCCGGCCUGGCUUCGCUCAGCCUCCUGCCGGCCUGGGGCGAGAUGGGUCUCUCCGAGAACUGCACCCGUGACCUCCUGCAGAUGGCGUACUCCUUCGGGAACGGCAGCGCGUGGGCCAUCAAGAUGUUCGACGCGUCCACGAAAAUCCCCGACGGCCUGCUGGGCGGCCAUUUGGUGCACCUGGGCAACUUCGACGAGUGCCUCUCCGUGCGGCAAGGCGAGGGCGAUGGGUCGCCGGGCUUCGACGGCCAGCACUGCCUUGUCGCCUUCUCGGCGAAGCUCGGCGGCGGCGGCGGGGAGGAGUUGGAGGAGCUGGGUGCCCAGGAGGAUUUCGACGAAUGGCAGAGGCUGCUGCAUGCGGUGCAAUCCAGCCUCAUGCUCCACGGCAGGACGCAUCGCGUCGAUGAAGCGCGGGACAUCCCGGAGAGUGGCGCACUCGCUAGCCUGCUUUCCUACAUCCCGAUACAAUUAGCCUGGUGUACUCCGUCAACGUGCACUCCCCAAGACCUGGAAACUGUGGCGUUAGCAGCCGUAAACCUCACUUCCCUCAAAGCGACUGCGACGGUGGACCCAGCCAAGUGUCACACCCACGUGGGAAAGAAACUACGAGGCGUCGACGUUUUUGCAAUAUCAGCGGCGUCCCUUAUUUCUGACCUUUUCCAUCUACAGCAACUGGUCCAAACUCAUCGCUGUGACAAAUGGAGCAAACCAGUUGACGUGCCUAAACGGUAUCCGAACCAUCAGUAUGUGUUGGGUGAUAGUUGCUCAUGUUUACGCAAUGUUUGCACUGAUGCCAACUGUGAAUAUCUUGUUGUUUGCAAAAGAUUUUAUCGAGUCGUUCAAGCGGCUGGUUAUCACAAACGGCUCCUUGUCUGUCGACUCUUUCUUCGUGAUGAGCGGUCUACUGUUGAGCUUCCUCUUCCUCAAGGAAGUGGAGCGGACCAACCGCUUCGACGUCGCCAAGUUCUACGUCCAUCGAUACGUCAGGCUUACGCCAGCCAUGGCAAUCCUCGUGCUUAUGUCGGUGACCCUACUGGGCUACGCUGGAACAGGUCCUCUAUGGGACUCUCAAUAUGAUCCUUUGAGAAGAGCAUGUGAAAAGAAUUGGUGGACCAACUUCCUCUACAUCAAUAACUACGUGAACUCAGACGAAAUGAGAUCUUCAGCGUACAGAUACUAUGAAGUAUUACUACUGGACUACUCACACCCGCUACGUGCCCUGGCUGAUGGGAGUGGUGCUGGGGUACAUUUUACACGAGGCGCGAAAGAAGAAGCCCGAAUUUCCCAAGUGGGCCAUCGCUAUGGCCUGGGUCAUGUCCACGGCGUUGAUGAUGACUGCUUUGAACGCUGCGUACCCAUUUCAGCAAAUGACUUGGGUGUAUAGUCGGGUGGAGGCCGCUUUCUGGCUCUCUCUCUUCCGAGAUAUGUGGUCUCUGCGUUUGGGAUGGAUCAUUUUCGCCUGCGAUCAAGGUCACGCAGGAAUUGUGAACAAAAUACUGUCCUGGAACUUCUUUCAGCCGUUGGCUCGUUUAUCCUAUGGAUUAUAUCUAAUGCACAUUCCCAUAUUGACGCUAUUUAGCGGAGUAGUGCAGUCGCCAAUGUACUUAGCUGAUGUAACAAUUAUUCCCUACUUUUUUGGAGUACUGCUAAUGACGUUGGCGUGGACAAUCCCUAUGGUUCUUCUCUUCGAAUCGCCAAUAAUACUGAUUGAGAAGUCAAUAUUUGGUGGAAACUUGUGGAGACAAAGGGAGCAGCCGGGAGAAUAUCGAACUAUAGAAAACCCUAGCGUUGGUGAAGGUGGCUCCUCGCAAGCUUGAAAACAGGAGCACAUAUACCAACGAUUUUUGACUCGCCUUUUAUAGGUUUUAAAAUUAUAUGGUUUCUAAGCAUUGUGCUGAAGGCUUUGAAACCUACGUUUUGCGAGAUAUACAAAUGUUCCUUUUAUUUUCAAGUCGUAUAAUUUGUCAGUAUUUUUUAAAGUAUUAACUAAAAAUAACUAUAUUUAUGACUAGAUGAUAAAUUUUUUUGUGAAUGAUCGUGAAAGAAUUAAUUACUGAAUGUUGAAUGGUCUGCAACAUAUUACUCACAGAUUGUGAGAUGCGAGUGAUAUACAAGUUUCAGUCAAACUGGAUUAUUGGGACGGUAAAUCCUCACCAGGACUUACUAAAAUGGUGAGUGGAAGUGUAGCAAAAAAUGAGUAAUAAACAUCUACUUGUGAAGGUGAACCAUUGCUGCUAUGUGACAGUGAAUGCACUAUAACAUAACUCUAAUACUGUGUUUGCAUUAGGAAAUUUAACUGGCAUGUAAGGUACAUAUUUGCGCUGGCGCUUUUAUUAAUAAAGACAAUUUUGUAAUACUUAAUUU